AUGCCUCCUGAAGGCUAUGAGUCGUACGAUGAUUUGCAGGUUGAAGAGCUACAAAGGAUCGCCAAACUGCUACAAGAACUCCUCGACGAGAUACGCAAGCCAAAGUUGCAACCACUGGUUGACAAGCUGGAAUCAAUCUUAGAAGGCACAGUGGACACGCGAACGGGUAGUUUGGCCGAGUGGUUGACACAAAUUACCAAUGCGUUGGGUCAACCGGGUAUGCCGGCGGGGAAUUUAUUCUAA
This is a messenger RNA of Gaeumannomyces tritici R3-111a-1, 243 nucleotides long. RefSeq lists its product as hypothetical. Bases 1 to 243 code for a protein of 80 amino acids. The transcript is spliced from 3 exons. The record is from RefSeq and is a predicted model, not a curated record. Lineage: Eukaryota; Fungi; Ascomycota; Sordariomycetes; Magnaporthales; Magnaporthaceae.